Messenger RNA from Xyrauchen texanus (razorback sucker), 4840 nucleotides. RefSeq names its product brain-specific angiogenesis inhibitor 1-associated protein 2-like. The transcript is spliced from 15 exons. NCBI's taxonomy places the organism in Eukaryota, Metazoa, Chordata, Actinopteri, Cypriniformes, Catostomidae. Gene Ontology annotation, biological process: positive regulation of actin filament polymerization; actin filament bundle assembly; actin crosslink formation. Gene Ontology annotation, cellular component: nucleoplasm; cytosol. Gene Ontology annotation, molecular function: cytoskeletal adaptor activity; protein binding. The record is from RefSeq and is a predicted model, not a curated record. The coding region runs from base 441 to 2327 and encodes 628 amino acids.
GAAAGCAACAAGACAUUGUCCAGGACAGAGAGAGCGAUUGAGGCGCACGGGUAGUAUAUGUAUAGCGUGUGAAUCGACAUUUUCAGCGGAAUGAAGAUUUAAAAUUUGGAGGAAUGAGUGUAAUCGGGAGAACAAUGAGGAGCGGCACUGAACGGUACCGAGUAUGAUCUGACCUGGAUUCGGGUGAGGAGUUUGGGAAAGAUAGGGUGAGGGGGGUGAGGGUUGAUGAGGGAUUUACUGCAUUGCUGGGUCAAACAAACUACCCCCACCACUGAAGGGAAAAGUAGUAAAGGGAAAAGUGCAGCGAAUGAGAAACAAACCGAUCAGACAACGCGGUGAGGAAACGAUGAACAUAGAAAAGUGGUGUGUGCUGUGACUUCCUAAAGUGUAAAAGUUAGGUUUACUCUGGAACUGAAGCUGGAACACAAGACAAAAGCACAAUGUCACGUUCAGAUGAGGUCAACAAGAUGACAGAAAAUGUCUAUAAGGGUAUUCUGGACCAGUUUAACCCCAGUUUGAAGAACUUUGUCACUAUGGGGAAACACUAUGAAAAAGCCUUGACAGGGGUAACAGUAGCAGCGAAGGGAUACUUUAAUGCACUGGUCAAACUAGGAGAGUUGGCCAGUGACAGCCAGGGCUCAAAGGAGCUGGGUGACACAUUAUUCCAGAUGGCAGAGGUUCAUCGGCAGAUCCAGGUCCAACUCGAGGAUGUGCUGAAGCUGUUCCAUUCAGAACUGCUGUCUCAACUGGAACAGAAACUGGAGUUGGACAUCAAAUUUCUCACAGCCACGCUGAAGAAGUACCAGAGUGAGAGGAAGUCAAAGGUGGAGUCGAUUGAGCGCUGCCAAUCGCAACUCAAGAAGCUGCGAAGGAAGAGUCAAGCUAGUCGCCACCCAAACAAAUACGGAGACAGAGAGAUGCAGUAUGUGGAGUUGAUGAGUCGUCGGCAGGGGGAGCUGGAUACUCUGGUUGCCGUUGGUUACCGCUCUGCUCUGACAGAAGAGAGGAGGAGGUAUUGCUUCCUGGUGGACCGCCAGUGUUCAGUCACCAAGAUCCUCGUCAACUACCACUGCAAGGUGAGAGAGGUCUUGUCGCAGAAGCUGUUGUCAUGGCAACAGUCAUGCUCCCAGCCGACCAAACUACCAGAACGAGCCCUGAACCUGUUACGUCACACUGCCCCUCAGAGCUCUGGAGGAGCAGGACUUGCAGACGUGCUGCGCAAUGCUAAACUGGGAAUCUCGCAAACUGGAGAACAAAGGCUGUCUGUACAGGAAGUCCCGCCUUUGUUAAACGGUGACAGUAGCAGCCGGUUGCAGCAGCAGCGGUCAGCCCAGUCUGAAAACCUAUUCCAGUCUCUCCCGGGCCUUUCACCCAGCACGAACUCCACCCGUAAUGACCACACCCACUCCCAGCACUCUUCCCUCCAGUCAGCAGUGAGCGUGCCUGGUCUACAGUCUCCACCCUCUGUCAGCCACACCUCCCCAUCUUCCCUCAGUUCUCUGCAGGGUCUCACCCCUCCUGUAACUGCCCCUCAUAGCCCCCCAUUGCCCCACAGUGCCCCUAUGUCCCGCGCCCUCACACCUGUGCCCUCCACACCCUUACAUGAAGUGGCCAACUUACCCACCACCUUUAAUGUGCUGAAAGGAGCAGAGUUGUACGCUACCUCCACGCUACCGUUGCCAAGGAGACAGCCCAGCGAGAUCAGGACAGGGUUCUUGGGCUCCACUCUUCCUCGUGUGCUCCCUCUCAGUCCUCCCUCUCGUGUGGAGGCCCUGUUCCUUCACUCUCCUGACUCCUCAGAGGGAGAGAAAGGAGGAGAAAGAGGAGGAGGCUCGUGUCUGCUUUCCUUCCUGCCAGGAGACACUCUGACCCUGCUGAUCAGUGAACCCAGAGACGGCUGGCAUUAUGGCCAAAAUGAGCGCACCGGACGGAAAGGCUGGUUUCCCUUCUCCUACACACAGUCUUACCCAAACACAUCUGGACAACAAAAUGUCAGGGCUCCUCCCCUGUCUAAGGUGAACAGCACAAGCACAGGGCAGUUGGACAGGCUGCCUCCUGCUGGUCAGAUGCAGCAGGCCAGUCCUGACUCAGAGGACGAGAGGCGCGUCGUAUCCCAGCGUGUCAGCACAUUCAGACCACGCCCCUACAGCAUGCUGAACCCUGAAACCAGCAAGAUGAGCCCACGGCUUAUAGGACAGCGCCUGAGGGACAGGAUGUCCACAGAUUUCACCUCCCCACCUCCGUCCCCGACCAGGAUCAAUCCCUUUGCCCAUAUUCGGCUCAAGAAGACGGUGACUAAUGAUCGCUCCGCCCCAGUUAUACAGUAGUACCUUCAAUUACUGACAACCAGAGAGAUGCUGUCUAUAACAGGGCCACUAACGCUUUGCUACGAGUACCUCUGUAUCAUUGAAUGAGGAAUUCAAGCUUUGAGAUGCAAGUUUUUAAUACUAGACUUUUCAUUCUUAUUUUGUCCAUUUCAAUUCGGACAAAUACCAAUGUCAGAAUUAAACCCACGUUAAUUGAAAUCAGCUAUGGCAAAUCAAAUGUAUACACAACACAUGUUAUCAGAAGCGGCAGGGGUUGAUGUAUCCAGAAGCGCACGUGUCGAAAAGUGUCGAAAUGACUUUAUAACAUUUGAUUUCAUAAUAUGCACAGCAGAUUCUUCAGUCUUUUAUAAUAUAUAGUGUGAUGUAUCUUUCAGCAUGAUUUUUACAACACAAAUCAGGAAAUUACAAGAUGAAAAUGAUUACAAAUGAUUUUUGUGCUUUGUAGAGAUGCCCUAUUUAAAACCUUUGAUGAAACAAUAUGUUUUUAAACACUACAUUUACUGUUUAAACGUCAUGUUCUUUAAAUGCAUCAGAUUAAGCUAAAGCAGGACCCAUUCCUGCACCUGAAACAACAAAGACUUAUAUGUGCAUUUAUCGUUCCAGAUGUAUUUUAACGACUACAGGAAGCACUUUCAAAAACAUAAUUAUGUGCUGCACUGUUGUAGCAUGAGGCAUUUUUGCAGAGUUGUCCAUGUUUUGCAGUUCUUUAGUCAACAUUUAUAUUUUAUGGGGGAAAAAUAUACACAAAUGCAAACCUUAAUAGCUACAUUUUUAUUGCUUUUAGACACUUAAAGGAAUUGUUCAGUCAACAGUAAAAAUGUCAUUAUUUCCUCACUAUAAUGUCGUUCCAAACCCUUACGCUCUUAUUGUUUCUGUGGAGCAACAAAAAGAGAAAUUCAUAAUGAUCUUUCUGAUUCAAAAACAUUGUGCCAUCCUAGUUUUAACCCCAUGCGAUGUGCCACGUUUUGGAACGUAGAACGAGAUUUGAGAACUACUGCGGAUGGGAAGCUUUUCAGUAAAUAAUGAAGUAAAUUUCAAUCUGUUCCUCGCACAAUGUUAUUGACUUCAGGAGACUUGGAAUGUAGUGCACAUGUCACAUGGACUACUUUGUGAAGCUUUUACAGUGGAGCCGAUUUGGAGCUUGACAGAAGUGUUCACUAUGAAUGUUCCAUGGCAUGUCAUAUGGGUUUGGAAUAACAUGAGAAUAAUGACAGAAUUUGCAUAUGCCACAUGAUCAUAGAUCAUAUACUUUCCAUAGAAAACCAGAGCUACUAAAAAAGUUUUUGUUUUAUUGAAUAUAGACAAGGUAUCCUUGAACAUUCUGAGAGAAGUAGGUUGACUGCCUGGUGCUGUCAUGUAGAAGUAGGAAACAGCUGAAUGAUUAAAUGGAAAAGUGAAGAAUAUUUGCUGAAAGACUUGGUUAGAGGAAGAAGUACAUUGUUUUUGAAAGUCGGAAGUGAAGAGGCUCUCAGCUCGUCUCUUGUCCCCCCUUUACAAUCAGUCUUGUAUAUUUUGCCAAACCCUAAAUCUCAAAAACUAAAGUUUGUAGUCUUAAGUUGCAGCUGAUUCUAGGCAAGAGAUAUGAUAUGGCUAAGAGUGAAGCUGGCGUAUGCAGAGAGAGGACAUCUGAAAAUGUGCAAGAACGGUUUGGAGGAAGUGACGGUGGUUAAGUGCUGUAGCUGAAGUUUUGUAAAAUAGACAACAACAAAAAACCCUUCUUUACCCAUAUAAUUAUUUUUUUCAGAAAUUUUAGGAAGAGUGGAUUUAUACCCAGCAAUCUGAAAUUAACAAAAAAUGUGAUGAUUUAGUAAAUGUAGUAAUUUGACCUUUGGGCUUGUUUAUCUUUAUCAUAGUUAUCUUAAAAGUUGCUUGUAAUAGUACGAUUUUGCACUGAUUCUGACAACAUUAUUCUAAUUAUUAAUAAUGAUAAUCUUGUUCAUUCAAAACAAUAUUCUUCCACUUCAGGGUCAGUUUUGUUCUGAUACCUUCAAAUAUAAUAUUAAUAAUAAUAAUAAUAAUAAUAAUAAUAAAGCAAUUAUAAUUAGAUCUUAAGUUGAGUAAAGCAAAAUCAAGUUAACCUACAACCUUAUAUAUAUAUAUAUAUAUAUAUAUACUGUAUACAUAAAUGUAUAGAUAACUAUCUACUGAGAAUAUAGCAUGUUUUUAUUAGUUCUAAAGUUGAAUUUCCAAACUGGUGUAAUCUAUGUGAAAUAUUAUCCAAAGGACCCUUCCUAUGAAACACUGGCUUAAUUAACAGCCAUAUUUACUGUUAGUUAGACUUGUUCCUUCACUGUACUAUUUUUGUGAUGAUUAAAUCCUUAUGCUAUGAAGGCGUUUGCAGGAGGCUCUUGGGUCAGGCAUAUUAACUCCCAUCACUAGAUGUUUUUUGGAUCAGAUGUGUUUGGAGUCUCUUUGGAUCAGUCAUAUAUUUUUUGGACUGUUCUAACUUUAUGCUAACUGUAUCUCCCUGCAAUGUCUUUUGAAAAUGAACUUCAAUAAACAAAGUUAAUCUC